GGGGCGGAGGGUAAAAACACUGUGCAUGCGCAGUCAGCUCAGAUUCUUACUGCCGGACACCAUUUGAACGUUAGACCCAAGUCUCUUUGCGUGUCACUGACUUUCACAGCAGUAUUUAUCUCGGGUGUCUUUUAUGAAUAAUCCAAAGCAGCAGAAGCCAACGCUAACUGGCCAGCGUUUUAAAACUAGGAAAAGAGAUGAAAAAGAGAAGUUUGAGCCUACUCAGUUCCAAGAUUCUAUUAUCCAAGGUUUGAAUGAAAAUGGCAGUGAUUUGGAAGCUGUAGCAAAGUUUCUUGAUGCUUCUGGAGCAAAGCUCGACUAUCGCCGCUAUGCUGAAACUUUAUUUGAUAUCCUGGUGGCCGGUGGGAUGCUGGCUCCAGGUGGUACCCUUGCUGAUAACGUGACCCGUACAGAUGUCUGUGUGUUUGCUGCUCAAGAAAAUCUAGAGACCAUACGUGCAUAUGCUCAGGUGUUUAAUAAGCUGAUCAGGCGUUACAAAUACCUGGAGAGAGGAUUCGAAGAGGAAAUAAAAAAGCUGCUGUUGUUCCUGAAGGGUUUUACAGAAUCUGAACGAACCAAGCUAGCCAUGUUGACUGGGAUUUUGUUAGGCAAUGGAACAUUAUCAUCUUCUAUUCUGAGCAGCCUCUUCAAUGAGAACUUGGUCAAGGAAGGUGUUUCAGCAGCAUUUGCUGUAAAACUAUUCAAAUCUUGGAUAUCUGAGAAGGACAUCAACGCUGUUGCUGGGAGCCUUCGAAAGGUCAAUAUGGACAAUAGAUUACUGGAAUUGUUCCCAGCUAAUAAACAGAGUUAUGAUCACUUUGUCAAGUACUUCACUGAUGCAGGGUUGAAGGAACUUGCGGACUUUGUCCGUAACCAGCAAUCUCUUGGUGCACGGAAGGAGCUGCAGAAGGAGCUCCAAGAUCAAAUGGCCCGUGGUGAUCCCCUCAAAGAGAUCAUCACAUAUGCCAAAGAAGAGAUGAAGAAAAACAGCAUCUCCGAGCAGACAAUGAUAAGCAUUGUCUGGAGCUGUGUAAUGGGUGCAGUGGAAUGGAACAAGAAGGAGGAAUUGCUAACAGAACAAGCCAUUAAGCACUUAAAGCAAUACAGCCCUCUCCUUGCUGCCUUCACCACCCAAGGUCAGUCUGAGCUGACUUUGCUGCUGAAGAUUCAGGAAUACUGUUACGACAAUAUUCAGUUCAUGAAGGCCUUUCAGAAAAUUGUGGUGCUUUUCUACAAAGCUGAUGUUCUGAGUGAAGAAGCCAUCUUGAAAUGGUACAGAGAGCCUAAUAUGGCGAAAGGGAGGAGCAUCUUCCUGGAGCAGAUGAAGAAAUUUGUCGAGUGGCUCAAGAAUGCUGAAGAAGAAUCUGAGUCUGAAAGUGAAGAGGACUGAAAUUGGAAGAAUGUCAAUUGAAAUCAUGUUCUGUAUUUUUAAUAAACCACAGGGGUUGUAGAAUUGAAUUUCAGAGUUCAGAAAUUGUCUUGAUUUGGCAUUCUACCUCCUGUAUUUUCUACUGUAAUAUCUAGAUGUAAAUUAAGGGCUUUACAGUGAUCGCACUGGUUUGUUUUAAUUCAGUUUUCUAUAUAAUAAAGUUAUUGCAGACAUCUUCUGACUUCAAAUUACCGGCUAUGAAAGUCAGUUGCAGUUACUUUUGACCGGUUUUUUUUUUUUGCUUGUUCAUAUUGAUGAAGCUUUAUAUUUUUCUGGGGGAGGUUCUCAUUUUCAGAUUUAAUGGUGAAUCAAUGUUUUCUUGAUCAGUCUUGGUUGUAUCAGAGGACACAAGUUGUACUCUAACCUUCAGAUAAGCCUUGGAGAACUCAGUACUUAGAACCAAGUGGCAGCAUCUUGUGGGCCUGAUAGUUGAGAUUUAAAUUAAGGAUGUUAUGCCACCACUGGAUUAUUCUAUACAUGAAGUACAACUUGUUCAAUCUGUUUGAAAGUUACCAAGAAUUUACAGGAGGAUGAAGUCCAGAAAAUAAGACCAUUUUAUUAUAACAUCCCUUUCUUUGGCUACACAUUGUAUUCUGUCCAAAUCUAAAUUGAGUGCUCGUUCAGUCCCAACUAAAGCAGUAGUGUUGUGACUUAAUGGUUUCUUGCAUUGUGAAUGGAGAAUUUCAAGUGCAUCUUAUUUUGUGUAGUCAUACAAUCCCUUUGCCAGUAUACAGAGUGGUUUUAAUUCAAGUUGGUUCCUUUGUUGUUCAGUGUACUCUUGACAAAUCUGUUAACCCAAGAAGCACAGUCCAUCAAUCUACAAAUGUGCGCAAUGACUGCAGGUUAUUAGAUAAAUGGUUUUGAAUCUUUUGCUUUCAUGAGAUACUCAUGUGAAUACACUUACUUUUUAACCCAUUUUUGUAAUGCACAGAACCCACCUGAAGUGCAUUUCUUUCGGUGGUCAUUACGUACAAAUUAAAUGAAGCCAGUCGGAGGGAUACAAGAUGUUUUCUCAAAUCAUGGUUGGAAAACCCUUCACAUGGUUAAUAAGUGUUAAAUGGUGGAGAAUCCUUCCCAUUACAGUAAAAGAAUUGUUAACUUUGGUUAUAUAUGUACCAAAAAUUAAACUACUUUUUAUCAACCAA
This is a messenger RNA of Carcharodon carcharias (great white shark), 2574 nucleotides long. Its product is annotated as basic leucine zipper and W2 domain-containing protein 1. Lineage: Eukaryota; Metazoa; Chordata; Chondrichthyes; Lamniformes; Lamnidae. The transcript is spliced from 12 exons. Gene Ontology annotation, molecular function: protein binding. The record is from RefSeq and is a predicted model, not a curated record. Gene Ontology annotation, cellular component: membrane; cytoplasm. The coding region runs from base 134 to 1390 and encodes 418 amino acids.